Volvox carteri f. nagariensis is the source of this 3999-nucleotide messenger RNA. RefSeq lists its product as uncharacterized. NCBI's taxonomy places the organism in Eukaryota, Viridiplantae, Chlorophyta, Chlorophyceae, Chlamydomonadales, Volvocaceae. The transcript is spliced from 25 exons. Bases 1 to 3999 code for a protein of 1332 amino acids. Gene Ontology annotation, molecular function: oxidoreductase activity, acting on paired donors, with incorporation or reduction of molecular oxygen; monooxygenase activity; iron ion binding. The record is from RefSeq and is a predicted model, not a curated record.
AUGUGGCGCCUGUUCCGCCGAGGGGCGCGAAGAAAGCAGCAGGAACAGGAGCAGCUUCUUCGGGAGCAGAUCAGACAACAGCUCGAGCAGCAGCAACAACAACUCAGUAGACAACAACGAAAGCUGCCGGACGAGGUGGGACCACAACAACAGCAACAGCAGGAGCCGCAGCGGCACGAGGUCCAAGCCGACCAAGCCCCUGAGCUGCUGUCGCAGCCCCAGCCGCAGCAGCGCGGGACGGAUUUGCUGCUCUCCGCUUUCAGCCCAGGUCGCCGCGUGGCACCGGCGCCGCAACCACGCUCGCCAGAGACCCCAUCAGCCGUAGUAAUUGACCGAAGCGCUGCUCUUCCUGCGGCCGCCCAAGUUGCCGCGGAGUGGCUACCGCAGGGGCCGACUUCGCCCAUGGCCUCACCAGCGCCGAAACCGCCUCUUGCUACCCCUGCCGAGGCGGCAACGGCCCCGCCGCCCAGCCCCGAAGACAUCAUAACUAUAGACCAGCGGCCGUCGGCACAUGCCGCUACUGCUGCCGGCGGCGGCGUUGCCCCUCCGAAAGCUCCAACACAGCCGCCCCAGCCGCAGCCUCACAGCCGGCGUGGGACCCGCGGCGAUGUACGGCGGGGCACCGCCGCCGCCGCUAUCGCAGCUGGCGAAACGCCCUUUUUGGAGCCACCGCUGCUUCAGCACCCGCUGCUGCUGCCGCCAGGCGAUGGUGGCGGCGGUGGCGUCGCGGGGCAUCGCGGGGCUAGCCGUGCCAGCAGCAUCACGGGCACGGCCGCCGGGGUGCCGUACAGCGGCAAGGUGGAUCUGGAGGUCGACGUGGCGGUUGUUGGUGCGGGCGUUACGGGUCUGGCAACAGCCCUAGCGCUCCGACGGGUUUACCCACGUCUGAGGAUCAAGGUGUUUGAUCGCCGGUCUGCGCGGCCCGAGGGCAGCCGCAAGUACGGGUCGUACUGUCGGUUGGAGCCUAACGGUCUUCGUGCGGCGGCCGCCAUCGACCCGCGGCUUCGCACGGCGAUUCUGCAACAUGGGUUGCGCGCACGACCUGUGCUUAUACACGACACGGACGGUAGCCUGAUUACCCGUCUGGAGGAGGGCGGCACGCGAUCGAUGCGCAGAUUUGGGGAGCCGUACAUCACCAUUGGCUGGUACGAGCUGGAACAGGCGUUAUUGUCGCUGCUGCCGCCUGAUAUCGUACAGUACGGCGCACACUACGUGGGGCAUCGGGAGCGAGACGAUGGGGCGUACAUCUCCUUCCGGCGCUCAGCUCCUGCGCUGGUCCGCGCGGGUUUCCUGGUUGCGUGUGAUGGACCCUUCUCGGAUGUGCGGAAGCGGAUGGUGCGCGAUGGCGACCCCAUGUACGACGGUGUGGUCAAGUGGUUGGGUCGCCUACCCGGCGACGACGUGCCCUCCCUGCCCCUGGACUUCAACGCUGUGUGGCUGUCCCCCGGGCGCACCUUCCUAUCGCACUCCCUGGCGGGAGGGGAUGUGGCUUGGGAGGCGGUGGCCACGGACCCGGAUUUGCGGGAGCUGGGAUUCAGGCGGGUCGGGUAUAACCUGAUCACCAAGCGAGUGGAGCGCCUUCCUCAGGGCGCACCGCGCACAGCAUCCCUUCGCAGUUCGAGUGUUCGCCACCCAUCCAGUGGCUUUCUGCCGGCAAUAGCGGGACUUCCAUCGGGAAAUAAGCCCUCCGCAGCCGGCCGACGAACGUUGUACACCUCUUUGGAAGAUGACGCCCGACAGCAAUUCAGUGGUAGCGGCACCACCCGACAUCAUGGCACUGCCACGGACGCCGUCACUGCGACGCAAGCGCCGGCGGCGCCCGACUCAGCCACCGGUGAACUGCCGUUCGACGCAGUUUCUGCGGCAGCAGCGGCCGCAUCCCUUCCCGCCGCUGACGUCAGCUACCUCGACAGUGACGAGCUGCGGAGUGACGACGAGGCGGCGGACGGGGAGGGCUAUGGGGAGGCCAGCGAGGGCGAGGAGGGGGAGGAGGACGCCCGGGGGUCAGGCGAGGUGCUGCAGAAGCUGCUGGCGCUGUUCACGGACUUCCCCCCCGAGGUCCGUGCCAUGCUGCGCAACACCCGGCCCUCUGCAGUGGUGGAGGCGGGUGUGUGGGUGCGGCGGGCCAGUGAGCUGCCCUCCGCGCUGGGUCGCGGGAGGGUGCUGAUUCUGGGGGAGGCGGCUCACCCCAUGAGGCCCUCCAGCCAGGAGGAGAACCAGGCCCUGGAGGACGCCGCGGUCCUGGGCGGGUGUGUGCAGCUACACGGGCUCAACAAAGAGGCCCUAAGGCGCUACGAGGCGGAGAGGAAGCCUCGCUGGCGACAUGUGAUGCAGCUGGCCAUGGCCGCCAACUCCACCCCCUCCGCCACCAGCUCCGGGCUCAGCCAGGCCCUGCUGGACUACAACACCGCCCUCCACGGCGCCACGUUCCGACGCCUGCAUGCGCCGCUGGGCUGGAGGCUGGUGGAGGCGGCCAAGAGGGCGCUGUGGGUCACGGCGUUGGCGGGUGCCUGCGGUGGGCUCUGGGUGGGCGCUGCCGCUCUGCUUCGCAGCUCCGGCUUGGAGCACCUGGGGCCCUUCACCGCCGCCGCUGCCGUACUGGACGACAUCCGCCGCCGCGUCGCGGCCGCUGGUGCUCGCGCUAGCCGGGUGGCGGCGGAGACGGGCAGCGUGACGGCGGGUGUGGCGGCCGCCAACCAGGAGGUCCGGGGGGAGAAGGAGAGCGGGGGACUGCCGGCGGCGGCGGCGGCGGCGGCGGCGGGGGAGCGGCGGCCGUGGUGGCGGCGGCGGCCAUGGGCCCAGCGGCGGCCGCGUGUCGCGAAGGUGCAGACGGUGGAGGAGAAGGACGCGGAGUCGGCUCCGGCAGCUAUGGAGGCGGCGGCGGAGGAGCGGCAGCGGCGUCCUUGGAGAGUUGACAAGCUGCUGAGGGGGCGGGACGCCCCUGCGGCGGUGGCGCAGGCGGCUGCGGUGGUGGCGGCGCCGGCGGUAGUGGCAGUGGGCGGUGUCAGCGAUGCUGUUGUGCGCGCCAAGGACUAUGUGGUGGAGAAGGGCUUUGCCGUUGUGGACGGAGUUUUCGGCCGGGAUGUGGCAAGGCAGCUGCGAGCCGAAGUACUGCAGUUGUACGAGCAGGGGCUUAUGCACAAGAACUGCACGCACCUGGUGGUUUCAAACUGCGGCGCCUCGCCAAAGCAUCCCCCAACCGCACAUCCCUCCUCACCGCUACUUGCCACACCAAUCCCACCCAACCCCAACCGCAACCCCAACCGCAACCGCAACCGCAACCCCAACCCCCCACGCGGGCAGGCCGCGGCGCCCCUGUGCGCCUCCCUCAACUCCGACCGCACCCUGGCCACCUUGCUCAGCCUCUUCCUGCCCCAGCUUACGUUGGAUGCGCAGGCCAUCAAAUUGCAGUACAACGCUGGCGGCGGCGGCUGCUUCCCGAUGCACUACGACAGCGACGAGCUGCUGGACGGCCGCCGUGUCACCGCCAUCUUCUACCUCAACCCCGGGUGGACUGAGUCCCACGGCGGGCAGCUGCGGCUGUACCCCUUCCCCCGCGCCCCCCUGGACCUGGAGCCCCUAGAGGACCGCCUGGUGCUGUUCGCCUCCACCCGCAUGCUACACAGGGUGCUGCCCUCCACUGCCGCCUCCAGGUGCUGCUUCACCAUCUGGAUGUCGCAGAGCCGAAAGCGGUCCUUCGUACGUCACACGCCCUCGCUGUCUUCCCUAGAGCCCCCCGGAUCUCCCUCUGACGACCCGGCAGCGGCGGCGCGCUUCCUGAUGCACCCCAGCGUACGGCAACACGUAUGCAAGCUCGUGUACGCGUCGGAAUGGGCCAGAUCGCUAGAGGAGAGCCAUAUGGUUUCGGAGGCUCGGGAGGCCAUGUUGGAGCAGCACCAUCGGGAAGUGGCCAUCAUUCGGCGGUCACUGGGGAAGUACCUGCCGGUGGUGGAGCAGCUUGCGCGGGGCGAGCUGAGCGCCAACAUGGAGUGGUUCUGA